This is a messenger RNA of Colletes gigas, 1734 nucleotides long. RefSeq names its product palmitoyltransferase ZDHHC7 (gene Dnz1). The transcript has 4 exons. Gene Ontology annotation, molecular function: protein-cysteine S-palmitoyltransferase activity. NCBI's taxonomy places the organism in Eukaryota, Metazoa, Arthropoda, Insecta, Hymenoptera, Colletidae. The record is from RefSeq and is a predicted model, not a curated record. The coding region runs from base 296 to 1159 and encodes 287 amino acids. Gene Ontology annotation, biological process: peptidyl-L-cysteine S-palmitoylation; protein targeting to membrane. Gene Ontology annotation, cellular component: endoplasmic reticulum; Golgi apparatus.
UAGGGGGCGUCGUAUAGUUGUUGAACCACAGCAGUAUGAAAGUAGUCAGUUAUCAGGUUAGUAGGUUAACCUGUACUGAUCAGUAUUGGUAACGAAAAUUCAACAUAAUGUUUAGUAUUAUUUACUAAUGAAAAUUGAGUUCUUUGCUUUGAAAAGAUAUUACAAUUUAGUGUUUCGAUGGGAUUAUAGAGUAGAUUUAAGUUUAAACGAAAUAAUGAAAAUGGGGCCGAAUUUGUGUAAAGUAAAUUCGAUGGGGAACAAAAUCACAUGAAAUUCUGAGUUGUGAUGAUACGUGAUGUAUUUAUUUAUAAGGAGUAUGGAACAAAUAAAAAUGUUUGUAAAAGACCCCUGUGGCAUCGUAUGCAUCAUAGUCACGUACGUCGCUGUUUUUUAUGCAGAUUACGUCGUUGUAUGUUGGGUUAUCUUACAUAGUUUACAAGACAGUUUGUGGGGUCCAUUUCAUGUAGUGGCUUUCAACGCCGUUGUAUUGUUAUUGAUAAUGUCACAUUUGAAAGCAGUCUGCAGCGAUCCUGGCGUUGUACCAUUACCACAAAGUCGUAUGGACUUUUCUGACAUUCAUACAGAUAACUCAGAGACAAAAAUUGAAUGCGACGAAAGAGACAACUGGACCGUUUGCACGAGGUGUGAAACGUACAGACCACCCAAGGCACGUCAUUGUAGAAUUUGUAAGCGAUGUAUUAGGAGAAUGGAUCAUCAUUGUCCAUGGAUAAACAACUGUGUCGGAGAAAGAAAUCAAAAGUACUUUAUCCAAUUUCUGGUCUAUGUUGGACUCUUGGCCGUCUAUGCACUAGGUCUGGUAAUAACAUCAUGGAUCUUAGAAUGUUCUCACUGCAGUAACGACAUAGCUUACAAACAAAGUCGCAUCUUACACUGUGUUAUAUUGGUGUUGGAAUCAGCAUUGUUUGGCAUGUUUGUCAUCGCAGUACUGGUAGAUCAAUGCCAAGGUAUACUGGGAGAAGAAAACACAGUGGAACGUAUGCAAAAUAAUCAUCAUUAUAAGAAAAAUAGUUCACGUACCUUGGUGUUACUUUCUCAAGUUUGUGGUAAGAGUCAUCCAAUUUUAUGGAUGCUCCCUUGCCAGAACCCGCCACGGUAUAUUUUUCGAAAAGACGCGUACCUGAUCGAUCACGAAGUUUAAGUGAACAUACAAAUAAUUCUUGAACAAUGAAUGCUUCUUUUAUGGCUUUUAAUGCCAUAAAUACUUUUUUAUAUGUAUUAGAAACUUUUCCUUAUUUAAUGGAUAGAAGGUGUAAUUUAUACAAAAUGGGGACAUUACUGUUUAUUAUAAAAUUUUCGGGAAAUGAAAACGGUAUUAACAAACAUAUUUGUUCUGUUAUUUAAAACUAAAGUUAGGUGAAUUUUAAUCUUUUGUAACUGUAUACUUUUCCUAAAGACAUUUUCGUACAACGUCGCCAAAAUAAAAACGAAGGAAUGUAAAGAAUGAGUCAUUUAAAAAUGCAAGCUCGUUUUAAUUUUGCUUCCAUUUUAUUACGCGAAAAGUUAAUUUCCAAGUCAUUCCAUAAGAUUAAAUGAGUCUAAAUAUACUUGCAAGUUUAAUAUUUAAUACGAUCGAACCAAAUAUUAAUAAUUAUAGCGACGGAACCUGAAUGAAGCUUGCAAAAAUAACGUACUUAUAAACAUUUUUUAAUAUAUCUUUAGCUAAUUUUUUGUUAUCAGUAUAUAUCUUUAAGAUGUGCGACGCGUAAUUUCAAU